Molecule: messenger RNA, 1129 nt
Organism: Cuscuta campestris
Lineage: Eukaryota; Viridiplantae; Streptophyta; Magnoliopsida; Solanales; Convolvulaceae
Source: the annotation of a GenBank genome assembly
UGAAUUGAUCAGACAUUUGCCUCUUUAUAGUUAAGUAAUAUACUAGCUCUUAAUGGUUCAGACCUCUUACUGGUUCAACACUUAAUGGUUUAGACUUCUUAUUGAUUCAACACUUACAUAUUCAGAAGUUGCCAAACAGCCAUUAAGAACAACAUCAAUUUACCCUUACAAAAAGUUAGCCACAAGUGGGGGCGAGUGUGGACUGUGGAGACUGGAUAGAAACGGAGAUGGAGGAAGAGGAGCACGAGGUUUAUGGAGGCGAAAUCCCCAUCGAAGGUGAAUUGGACGGAGAUGCGGAGGCUCACGGCGCCGAGGUCGACAUGUCCACCGCCGAUGACGGCGCCGUUAAGGACCUGGAUGAGAUGAAGAAACGUCUGAAGGAGAUGGAAGAAGAAGCUGCGGCGCUUAGAGAAAUGCAAGCCAAAGUUGAGAAGGAGAUGUGCGCCGUCCAUGGUGAUCCUGCCAGCGAUGCUGCUUCUCAGGCAAGCAGGGAGGAGCUUGAUUCACGAUCAGUAUAUGUUGGCAAUGUUGAUUACGCAUGCACCCCUGAGGAAGUUCAACAACAUUUCCAAGCAUGUGGUACAGUGAACCGAGUCACUAUUCUGACAGACAAGUUUGGCCAGCCAAAGGGCUUUGCAUAUGUCGAAUUCCUUGAACAAGAAGCCGUUCAGGAAGCAAUCAAGCUGACCGAAUCUGAAUUGCAUGGACGCCAAUUGAAGGUUAUGCCCAAGAGGACAAAUGUUCCUGGAAUGAAACAGUUUCGUGGGAGGGGUUUCAACCCUUACAUGGCAUAUGGUUUUCGGAGGCCUUAUGUGCCUCCUUACUUCUAUUCCCCUUAUGGAUACGGGAGGGUACCAAGAUUCAGGCGGCCAAUGCGAUACAUGCCUUACUAUUGAAGUGCAAAUGAAACUGAGCAAUUCAAAACCUCCUUCGUUAUAAGCCUGCUUUUUUUUAACUCUAUUAUCCUUUUAUAGAGAUUUCUAAAUAUGUCCUUUGAAGUACUUGGUCUCAUCUGAUUGAUGAUGGAUGUCUUAGAGUUGAGAUUCUAUCCUACUAACUGGUAGUGUUAGUGUGGGCAUUGUUAUUCAGGUUUUCUGGUUUAUAACUCUAUUAAAUAUGCCCUUUUUUA